GUUCAAGCGUUGAGGACCGAGGGUGUUUGUUGUCUACUGUUUUCCCACCUUGCAUCAUGAGAAUCGAGUUCUUGUGAUUCCACGAACUAAAUCCAAGGGAGACUUGCAAACUUAUUUGUGAGUGAAUCAUUCAAGUGUGUGCAUUAACGACUGGCUUUCCCCCCAAUUUGAAACAUAAUUUCCCUCUGCUCAAAACGUGCUGUGUCUUUCAAAAAAGAUUCGACCAGAGUUUCCUGAACUUGACCUUUUUGUGUGAGCCAGUGUCUGUGUGUGUGUGUGUUGUGCCAGUGUGUGUGUGUGUGUGUCGCUGCAGAGGCGUUGUACGACAAACCGAAAUCAAAAGGGGCGAGGACCGCUACAGCACACACGAACAUGACCGGAACUAGGAGGUGGCCGUGCCGGCCGGUGAUGCUCUGCUGGCUCUCGCUGCUGGCCGCUGCUCAUUUCAUUUCCGCGAUGGAGCAAUUAAGCGCAGAUCACAUCAAGAGCUUCACGUGCGGGAAACUCUACUACCGGACGUCUUACCUCGAUGCCAAACGGGAUGUCCUCUACGUCGGCGCCAUGGAUCGAGUCAUCCGCAUCAAUCUCCACAACGUCAGCGACACCAACUGCGAGACGGAUUCGUUGACCUUGGACCCCUCGCAUGUAACCAACUGCAUCUCAAAGGGCAAGAGCGAGUUUUACGAUUGUCGCAAUCAUGUUCGCGUCAUCCAGCCCAUGGGCGACGGAUCCCGGCUCUACGUCUGCGGCACCAACGCCCACAACCCAAAGGACUGGGUCAUCAACGCCAACUUGACGCAUUUGGGACGCAACGAGUACGUCCCCGGAGUUGGGAUGGGUAUCGCCAAGUGCCCGUUUGACCCGAGCGACAACUCGACGGCCGUGUGGGUCGAGCGCGGCAAUCCGGGCGACUUGCCGGCCCUCUAUUCCGGCACCAACGCCGAGUUCACCAAAGCCGACGCCGUCAUCUUCCGCACCGAUUUGUACAACUACACGACGGGCCGUCGCGAGUUCACGUUCAAGCGGACAUUGAAAUACGAUUCCAAAUGGCUGGACAAGCCCAACUUUGUGGGAUCGUACGACAUUGGUGACUACGUCUACUUCUUCUUCCGCGAAACGGCCGUCGAGUACAUCAACUGCGGCAAGAACGUCUACUCGCGCGUGGCCAGGGUCUGCAAGAAGGACAACGGCGGCAAGAACAUUCUCUCACAAAACUGGGCCACCUUCCUCAAAGCUCGACUCAACUGUUCCAUCCCCGGAGAAUUCCCUUUCUAUUUCAACGAAAUCCAGAGCGUUUACAAGGUGCCGGGCGACGACACGCGUUUUUACGCCGUCUUCACGACGUGCCAGAACGGACUGACGGGCUCGGCCAUUUGCGUCUUCACCACGGCCGACGUCCACACGGCCUUUUUGGGCAAAUUCAAGGAGCAGGCCUCGUCCAGCUCGGCCUGGCUCCCCGUGCUCUCGUCCAAAGUGCCCGAGCCGAGACCGGGCCAGUGCGUCAACGACACUCAGACCCUGCCCGACACGGUCCUCAAUUUCAUCCGCAAUCACCCGCUGAUGGACGAGGCCGUUUCGCACGAGAGCGGCGUGCCCGUCUUCUUCAAGGGCGACGUCGCCUUCUCGUCGCUCGUCGUCGAACGACUCAAAGUCGAGGACCCCGUCGACGUUAAACACUACACAGUCUACUACGCCGGAACAAUCGAUGGCAAGGUCUACAAAGUGGUUCAGUGGUUCGACAAGACCAGCCAACAGGGUAAAUCGGAGCUGUUGGAUAUCUUUGAAGUCACAUCACCCGAACCCAUCCGCAUGAUGGAAAUCUCGCCCAAACACAAGUCGAUUUACGCCACGUCGGAUCACAGGAUCCGCCAAGUCAACAUGGUCAUGUGCAACGGACGCUACGACAACUGCCUCCGCUGCGUACGCGAUCCUUACUGCGGCUGGGAUAAAGAGUCCAACUCUUGUAAACCAUACGCAUCUGGAUUGCUGCAAGACGUCUCGAGUUCGUCGCCCGGUAUUUGCGACGCCUGCAUCGCCAAGAAGCGACUGCUGGUGACGUGGGGCCAGGCCGUCCAUUUGUCUUGCGCCAUCAAAUUGCCCGAGCCCAUGUCCUCCAUGCCAGUCACUUGGUAUUACUACAGCCGAGAGAAGGGCCAAUACCAGCUGUCCUUCAGGCCCGACAAGUACAUCCAGACAGCCGAGCAAGGGAUGGUGAUUAUGGGCGUGACGGAACAAGAGGCCGGACGCUACGACUGUCGGUUAGGAGCCGACACGUUGUGCAGUUACAACAUCACGGUCGAUACGCAGCGGUGCGCGGCGCCCAGCAAGUCACACGAUUACCAGAAGGUCUACUCCGACUGGUGUCACGAAUUCGAGAAAUACAAAAUGGCCAUGAAAACGUGGGAGCGAAGGCAGCUGCAAUGCAACAGUCGGCAAACUAAUGACAGCGCCAGCAGCAAUCAGAACGCUCACCCCAACGAGAUCUACCCACGGAGUCCUUUGGUCUGAACGAGAUUAAAGGCGAAGGGCGGAUGGAAACGGGGAUUCGACGGGAAUGUUUUCAAAGUGCGCGUCCGGGUGACGUGCACACAAGUUGGCUCAAUGGCAUCCCUUUCAACACACACACACACACACACACUCGCAAUCACAACUCUGAAAAAAAACAAACAUCCAAUGGUGAUGAACACACUGAAACGAAAAGAGAACAAACAAAACAAAAAUGUGUGAGGACCCACAUCGAGUGUGUGUUGUGUUUCCUUUUUCUAUCUCUUCAUCUCUCUUUGUGUGUUUUUUUUUUUUUUUUUUUAUAAUUUUUUCAAAUUUUUUGGAUGUGUUCCUCCUCUCUGUUUUUCUAAAUCAAUUAUCCUUCCUUCUCGUCCUGCGCAGAAUCCAUUUCCCCCAUUUCCUUUCAUUUGGUUUUAACGGGCAAACGAAACGAGUUCGUCAUUUUUUCACAAACGGACAACACAAAAUUUAGAAGAAAACUAAAGACACACAUUUAAUUUCCCCUUAUUUUAGUCGACAGAUCUGUUUUGCUGAAUCUCUCUUUUUGCCUAUUUUUCAAGUUUUGAUCUGAUUUUGACACCCUACUCGUUUCAAAUUUACAAGAGAAGAUAAGGAAAGAAACAGACCUCUAUAAAGCGAAAAAAAAAAGACUAUCCAACCAAUCAUGUAAAUAUGAACCAACGAUAAAGAAAAUGCUGAUGUUAACUGCGCUGUAUCACAGAUGAUAUGAAAUUUAGCGGUUAGUGGAAUCGUCGGCGUAGACUCGCCUGUCUGGGGUCGAAGCAGUAUUCUUUUUUUGAGUUAGUGUUUUGUGCGGAACAAGCGGGACUGGGCUUGAGGUUGGUCUAAAUUUUUUUUUUUUUAUUAAAUUGAAAAAAACAAUUAUGGUAUAAUUCGUUUUUUGUUCUUGAUCAAGCAUCUGACCUUUCUACUGUCCUCCAUCGAUUCACUCGUGUCUCUUUCAAGUGGCCUCCUCCAUCCUUUUUCGAAUCUCUCACCUCCUCUUUUCUGUGUGUACAUGUACAAUGAAUUUUUUUGCCAAGAUGUUACGACAUUCCACUUCUUGCCGUUUUUCACCAGCUUUUUUUUUUUUUUUUUCGAAACUGAUCGCUAUUCGUUUCUUGUUUUUUCUCUCUUUAUCUCGUUGCAUCUUUGGUCCUUCCUCGAACAAGACAAAAGCCUGACUCCUCCUGGUUCUUUCAUAUCAUCCGCCACGCCAUUUUGAUUUUUGAUUUUUUUUUCUCCCUUUAAUUAUCCUCUGUUCGCUUGAAUGUGAUCGACUUCAUCAUUUUGUACCUUUUCCUUUCCUACUGAAGGAUCAGUAGAUCACCCUGUGCGCCUCUUUUCACAGUUGUCGACUAUAUUAUACUACCUGGCUGCUCUCCCACCUCACGAUCCUAUAUUAAUGACCACAUCAAAUGCCUCCCCUUUUCGUUUGAUUACUUUAGCCAUCGAUCAAAUAACACUGUCGAAUUUGCCCCCCGUUCUGGAUCUGAAAAAUGUGUGACGAAAUUUGUGCUUUUUUGUUUCUUCUCUCACUUUCUUUGUUUUAAUUUAAGAAUUUUUCUUGACUUGCGUGUUUUUGUGGUGAAAACGAGAAAAAAAAAAAAAAACUUUCUUCGAGCAACAACUUCACUCCUACGAAAUGAUUUUGAUGAUUUGGAGAAGGAAAACAAUGUGCUCGUUGAAAAUGGAUCUAUUUUAUUUUGAUCUUUAUCAUUCAUCUCAUGUUCUUGUGCAGCUACUUUCCAAUACAAAACGAUCGAAAGAGUA
Molecule: messenger RNA, 4278 nt
Organism: Daphnia pulicaria
Lineage: Eukaryota; Metazoa; Arthropoda; Branchiopoda; Diplostraca; Daphniidae
Gene: Sema2a
Product: semaphorin-2A-like
Exons: 14
Coding region: 373-2508 (711 amino acids)
Biological process (GO): axon guidance; semaphorin-plexin signaling pathway; neural crest cell migration
Molecular function (GO): chemorepellent activity; semaphorin receptor binding
Source: RefSeq, a predicted model, not a curated record